CGUCGCUAUGCAGCACGAUUAGACAUUCUUACUUCUCCCUCCCAUCGCUGAACGCCAUCAUUGUCUGAAGAGAAAAAGCUCGCCCUUUCAUUACAGUUUCAGUGAGCUAAGUUUACUAUUAUGGCUACGUCGACAGGCAAAAAAGGGAAGAAAGCUUCCAAAAAGAACAAGCUCUCGCUCGGAGAGUUUCUUACCGAUGGCAAUGCGACGCCAAUGUCGCAGAUUCAGGUGGCGGUGCCAACGAAGCUGCGCGACUGGGCCGACGAAUGCGAGGAGGACGACGAUGAGCGCCCGACUCGUACCCAGCUGAUCGCUCUGCCGACGGCCCCGAGGGCCACUCGGCUGCUGAACGACGAUACGAUUCCGCACAAUCCGCCGUACUCGGCUUACAUCUCCAACCUGCCGUACGAUCUGAACGAGAACGAUUUGUACGAUUUCUUCCAGGACAUGGAGAUUUCAUCGAUGCGGCUGCCCCGCGACGAUGGAGACUCGGGUCGCGUGAGAGGAUUCGGCUAUAUCGAGUUCGUCAACCGUCAGGAUCUGAUCGAUGCGCUCUCGCUACCGGAACCGUUGAUUCACGGCCGACGCAUCCGCAUCGAUUUGCCCAGCGAGAACGACCAAAAACGUAACCAGCGCAACAAUCGCAACUACGACAACUAUGGCGGUGAUUCGGAGCGUAGCAUGGGAAAUUGGCGCGACGGACCCAGACCGAAUGCUGAUCGAGACCAGGGUCAACGCAGACCGUACAACUCUUACAACAGAGAUGGCGGAGAUCGUGGGCGGGAUCGCGACUCCGACAGAGAACGCUAUCCGGAUAGUGGUUCUGGUGGUAAUUGGAGAAUGGGAGAUCGCCCAGUGCAACCGCCACCAAGCUCACCUCCGUCAAGCCGGAGAGGCUACGAUCGGGGUGAUCGUGGUGACCGUGGCUUCCGACGUGGAGGAGACCUGUCAGGUGACCGAGGUGGUAGGCGUGAAGCGGAACCACGAAUGGAGCGGCCAAAACUUGUUUUGCAGCCACGCACAUUGCCACUCCCCGAGAAAAUUAAACCAGAACCCGAGCCGGAGGAAGCAGAGAAAGAUACCAGUCGUGAGAGCAAGUUUGACUCCGGUAAUGAAACUUCUGAGGAAAAAGAGAACAGAGAGCAACAGACUGGUGAGAGCCGCCCAAAGCCUACUCCGGUCCCUGCGGCCAAUGUCUUCGGCGAUGCCAAACCGGUGGAUACGGCGGCACGAUUGAAGGAAAUCGAGGAACGCCUGCAGGAGAAACAGCGCCAAGAGCGCGAGGAACGACAGCGCAAAACUGCCGUCGCUGGUUCGUCGGGCGACGAGGGGGAAAAGGAAAAGACCGACCCCAGCAAGGACGAAGAGGAGGAGAGACAUACCGAGGAAAAAUCGGAGAAAAAACCAGAGGAGAUCAUUAACUGGAGGGUGCGGAGCGACGAUCGGAGCGCCGACCGUCGUGGACAAUCGCCCCCGCGUAGAUAUAGUCCCUCUAGGAAAUUCAACAAACGUAAUGAUGAUUACUACCCAGACAACAGAGAUAAUCGCGAUAUGAGGGAUAACCGAGACAGAGCCAUGAAUCGGGACAAUCGCAACAUGAGAGACAAUAGACGUGAUUACAAUCGACCAUCUGACCUGGAUCGUGGCUACCGGGCUGGCGACCGGGAUCGCGGGAAUUUUAAUCGCCCUGGAGGUCGAGAUAUGACGCGUGAUGAGCACUUCAAUCAAGAUCGGCGUGACAACGUGCGGCCGAUCGAGCGCGAGCAGCGGGAACGUGAACCGAAACCAAUCGAGGAGCGGAUGCCGAAAUUCCAGGAACCAUCCGGACCGAAUCUAUCGAUGAAGAACACUUUUGAGGGACUGUCAGCGGAUGAAGUCGAUGAAUAAACAAGACGAUAUUCACGCAUUUUAACACGUCAUUCUGCAUAGAUAAGGAAAAUUAAAGUAUAUUCUUAUUUCGAGAGCCGACACUGGAGAAAAACAGAACACUGAAACAAAUUCGAGUUAAAACGCAAACAGAGAGAGAUUCCUUGGAUGCUGGACAGCUGGUGGAUAUUGAGGAAACGAAAACACUAUGUUUAGGGCUGUAUCAAAGUUGCCCUCUAGAAGAUGUCUGCCGGGCGAUGGAAGUGCCAUAGAGUGUUCCGCUGUGAGCGCUGGUGUCGGCAUUUUCAUCGCCCUGCCUAUUAUUUUGAAAAAAAAAACUAGACUAAAGACGAGGGAGAGCAGGAAGCCGUUACACUACAUAUUAGCUGGAGGGUAGCUUCCCAAUAGAAGACAUAUGUCUAGAAUACUUCUAUUCGAUGUAAUAUGUUCUAAUCGACAACCUUCGGUGUGAAGGAUGAUUUUGUCCGAAUGAAUGUGGUGAAUGUAGCGAUUUUUUCGUUUUAAUUUAAGAAAAAAUCGUAUUCGAAGUUUGGUUCUUUGCUCGUUAUCCACGGAGAUGAGAAAGCAUAAGAAAGAAAAGAGUUUUAGAAAAGGCAUUCACGUUUUGAUAAUACAAUUUACACGCUGUACAGCCGAGCUGAAUGUGACCAACAUAUAUAUAUUCGUUUAUCGGAGGAUUCAACUCGUAGUCAUCCUUUGGAGAUGGUAAACGUUCCCUUUUUCCCGACGUUGGUUUACUUCGGAUCCUGUGUGUAGGAGUGCGUGUGAAUGUGCGCGUGUGCUUGUUCCAGUGUAAGCUAGAAUAUGAGAAAUUAACAAUUAACGUGUGUCAGUUUGAACAGAUGUGAAAUCCAAAUGAUUCCAAUUGUGCUGAUUAUUAUGUUUGUUUUUGGUGAUUUCUCCUUGUUUGUUUAAAAUUGUUUUUUUAUGAAGAUUAAUUAUCCCCCAUAUAUGAUUUUUUUUUCUUUAUCAGGUUAUAAAUGUUCUUACAAAUAUACAAGCCUAGUUAGUGAUAAUACGCGGAAUAGUCUCAAUUGUGCCGCAAUUGUAAGCCAAUCAUCUUCAUAAACGUUUGCUUUUAUGCAUAUAUGAUCAGGAACAAAAAUAGUUAAUUUAUAAUGUAUAAGAUACAAGCUGGGAAGAUAGACUAUACUGUUGUAAUACCUGCUGUAACACUUAUUUUCAAUUAUAUAGACAAAUCCGGAGAGCGCAGUGUGGAAUUAUUUGACUACUACCCGCAUAUAUAGUAGGACAACAGGAGCAAUGAGAUACAAUAAACUACUGCUAACGGAUGUUCCGAAA
Molecule: messenger RNA, 3189 nt
Organism: Toxorhynchites rutilus septentrionalis
Lineage: Eukaryota; Metazoa; Arthropoda; Insecta; Diptera; Culicidae
Product: eukaryotic translation initiation factor 4B-like
Exons: 5
Coding region: 121-1887 (588 amino acids)
Molecular function (GO): RNA binding
Source: RefSeq, a predicted model, not a curated record